UUUUUUAGCUAGAGCUGCUGAAGGGAAGACCCCGCGGGGUAGCGGGGUCUCAAGAAAACAGCCCGGGGCAGCAAGGCUGAAUAGGCGCGGACCGGAAGUUCCGCGGCCUCGAUGUCUGGGGGGAUCCGUUAGAUGUAGACGCCGGAAGUGGCGAGUCGGCGGGUGUGAGAAGGUACCCGCGGUGUGCGCGUCCCCUCAGCGGCGGCGAUAUGGAGCCCGGAGCUGCGGAGCUGUACGACCAGGCCCUGCUGGGCAUCCUGCAGCAUGUGGGCAACGUCCAGGACUUCCUGCGUGUGCUCUUCGGGUUCCUCUACCGAAAGACCGACUUCUAUCGCCUGCUGCGCCACCCAACGGACCGCAUGGGGUUCCCUCCCGGCGCCGCGCAGGCCCUGGUACUGCAGGUGUUCAAAACCUUUGAUCACAUGGCACGUCAAGAUGAUGAAAAGAAGAGGAAAGAACUUGAAGAGAAAAUCAGAAAAAAGGAAGAAGAAGAGGCCAAGGCUGUGGGGACUGCCACUGCUGAGAAGGAACCAGUCCCAGUCCCAGUUCAAGAAAUAGAGAUUGACUCUGUCAUGGAGUCUACUGGGCUUCAGGUGGUGGAGAAGGCACAGCCGCUGGGCUCGCAGGUGGCUGAGCAGGAGGGUACCCAGGACUCAGAGGAAGUGGAAGCCUCAGGAGCUAUCGCCAGUGCUGCUGAAGUCCCCCCAGAACCCCCAGAGCUCCCCAGGGCUCAGGAGCAGUUCCAGAGAAACCCCGACAGUUACAACGGUGCCGUCCGUGAGAACUAUACCUGGUCCCAGGACUACACUGACCUGGAGGUCAGGGUGCCGGUGCCCAAGCACGUGGUGAAGGGGAAGCAGGUCUCGGUGGCCCUCAGCAGUGGUUCCAUCCGCGUGGCCUUGCUGGAGGAGGGCAGGGAGCGCGUUCUCAUGGAAGGGAAGCUCACCCAUAAGAUCAACACCGAGAGCUCCCUCUGGAGCCUGGAACCGGGCAAGUGUGUGCUGGUGAGCCUGAGCAAGGUGGGCGAGUACUGGUGGAAUGCCAUCCUGGAGGGUGAGGAGCCCAUUGACAUUGACAAGAUCAACAAAGAGCGCUCCAUGGCCACCGUGGAUGAAGAGGAGCAGGCAGUCCUGGACAGGCUCACCUUCGACUACCACCAAAAGCUGCAGGGCAAGCCACAGAGCCAUGAGCUGAAAGUCCAUGAGAUGCUGAAGAAGGGGUGGGAUGCUGAAGGCUCUCCCUUCCGAGGCCAGCGAUUCGACCCAGCCAUGUUCAACAUCUCCCCGGGGGCUGUGCAGUUUUAGUGACUGGAAGGAAAAGGAUACCCUUGUCCUCGGCUGUCCCCCCGGCUCUCUCCGUGCCAGGGACACACUCACCUCCUUCACCCCUAGCCACCCUUGCCCUCAAGGGUGAGCCAGGCCGUUCUCCCUGACCUCGCACCUCCUGACUUAGGAGAAGGUGCAAGGCCAGUGCUGCUGGCCGCUGUGGCGCAUGCUGACCAGAGGCGUUUGACUACAGGAGGGACAUUGCCCAGGAGCCAAAAGUGCAUGCUGCAGUCACCACCCAGCCUCAGGGCCCUGCCCUCUGCCCUGCCCACUUGUUGUGUUAACAUCCUCUACUUGCUGUCCUUGUGGCUGGGUGGGGAGUUCUGUCCUUUCAGCAAGGCCAGGUUGAAAUGUGGGGUUCAGUGCUUGCAUGAGGGGAACAGGGUGCACUGGGAUGCUGCUGGGCCUCUGCAGAACCCCUCACUCUGGGGUGUGCUCAUGCGCCUUGCUUUUCUGUGAGUGCCGUCUGCAUGUCAUUGCUGUUGGGAGUCUCGGGCUCGGCAGGGCCUGUCCACUCUGCCUGUGGCUUCUGCUGCACAGCACUCUGUUGGGCUGUCCAGAUGCCGCCUCAUGGGAUUUGGCUGGGAGCACCCUCAGGAGGAGACCACAGAAAGUCACAGCCUGGAUCUCAGCCCCUGGCGUGGGGUGCCUGUGCUGGCUCAGGAUGGCAGUCCCAGAGCCCACAGACUGUCCCAGUGUUCCCAGUGACUGGGCACUGUGCUGGCAGCCCUGUGCUCACAUUGAGCAUGGCUGCUGCCCCAUCACAGCUAGAUUGUGCAGACCAGAGGGGCCCAGGUACACUCAGCUCUGUGUACCUGUAGCCAGGAGCUUGUGUCACCCCUGCCCAGUGCUGCCCUGUCUCCUAGACGUUGGUUUUGGAACACAGAUGGGUCUCCACAAUUGUGCCUCCUGCAGCCCAUUGGAAGUGAGGCCUAGAGAGGGGCUGUCCCUGGGGGGUUGGUGGGGGGACGUCCCUCCAGGAGCCAUGGAGCCAGAGCUGGUUCCCUGCCGCCAUGUGAGGGAGUUUCUGUGCCCAAGGGUACAGGCAGCCCUGUGAGAGGUGGGAACCAGAGAGUAUUGUGUGGUUCAAGGAGAGAACAGAGCUAUGAGAUCCCUGUCAUCUCACGUUCACCAUGGAGCUGCUGCCAGGGAGCAGAACUGUCACCUCCCAGAGAUCCUGAGGAAGUUUUAGUCAUUUUUCCUGAAAUUCCCACCGGGAGCCUGGGGUUUGCAUGCCACUGCCUCCAGAGUACAUGUGUCUGCUGUCCUCUCCUUGCCUGUGGCUGGGCUGCCUGAGGAGUGACAGAGUGGGAGCUCUGUGCCUCAUUGUUGGGGAGACUUGGAGUCGUUCCCUUCCAUGGCGGUGUGUGUUCCUCUUGCCUGCUUUUGUUUUCUGUGUGGAUUCCUCCCAUUUCCUACCCUGCUCAAUAAGCCAAGCCUCUGGCCAGGAAGAACAGUGCAAAGUCUCAUAUGGCCCUGCCGUGCCCCUUCCUGGCAUGGCUUGUCCCCAGCGGCUGGGUCUCUGCCCAGGGUGCCACCAGUGUUUGUCCACGGCUGGCGCACGGCCUGUUUUCUCUUUUUAGACACGACAGCUGCAGUUUGGCCACUAAGUCCCACCAGCUGAGGUCCGAGGAAAGCGGGGUGACUCAUUCCCCUUGUCCAGGGGCCCUGGAGAGUGGGGUGUCCAGCUUGCAAAGCUGCUCCAGUUCCUCGGUGUUAGUUUGCAAUAAAUCUGUAUUUAAGCAUUGUGA
Cavia porcellus (domestic guinea pig) is the source of this 3076-nucleotide messenger RNA. It is a transcript of the gene Nudcd3, whose product is annotated as NudC domain containing 3. The transcript has 6 exons. NCBI's taxonomy places the organism in Eukaryota, Metazoa, Chordata, Mammalia, Rodentia, Caviidae. The record is from RefSeq and is a predicted model, not a curated record. The coding region runs from base 210 to 1304 and encodes 364 amino acids. Gene Ontology annotation, biological process: protein folding. Gene Ontology annotation, cellular component: cytoplasm.